Durusdinium trenchii is the source of this 1056-nucleotide messenger RNA. NCBI's taxonomy places the organism in Eukaryota, Dinophyceae, Suessiales, Symbiodiniaceae. The record is from the annotation of a GenBank genome assembly.
GAGUCCAUCGAAGUGGUGUUGCAGAAUGUCUGGGUGACGGAAGUGACCGGGUGGCCAGUCUAUACUCCUUGUAGUGAGUGUCACACCAAGAUCGAUCCAGAGAGUGGUGAGUGCAAGAAGAAGAGCACUGGGUGCGCGUCCACCCCUGCAUCGGAAGUCAAGGUCCUGGCGACUCUGAAUCUGAGCGACCCAACCGGUUGCGUGGAGAAGGUUUUGGCCGAUGAGGAAGCUCUGUGCGUCAUGACCAACAUCAAACUGGAGGAGAAGGCCAAGCUGGUGAAAAUGUUGGAAAGGCAUGGGGUGCAAUUUCUUUGUUUUCGUCAACCCGUGGAUGUCCGUUUAGGGACGGCCCCAUACAUGACAAAGAGUCGCAGGGAUAAGGGCGCGGCACUUGGAACGCAAGACACAGAAACGCAGACGGUCUUUGCUGCGGAGAGUCAGUUUCAAGUCUUAGCUGCCAAGCCGUGCUUUGCCGUGGGCUUCAAGGAUGAUGAGCGACCCUCGCUGCGGAAAAUUCUCAGUCACGGACAGCAGCAGCUGGUGAACUGUGUUUAUCCCAUCAAGUGCGUCUACCAAGAUGUGAGUUACUCCAGCUUGGGCAUCAUCGUCAACGAUGCCCCAAUUCAUCCGAGCUAUGUCAGCAUUGUGGCAAAGGCUUGGAGCGAACCGACACCCCAGCCGAUUGGACAGGGCGAAAACCAGCAUGUCUUGAUGGUGCAUGAGGAGGUCACCCCAUACCCCAAUGGUAGCAAGUUCCGAGUGGAAGCUGUCUGCAGCAUUGCAGAAUGUCACAUCUUCAACAUGGGCAACCUGGAGCCUCGACUACUCGUCGGUCGCUUGACGCGGGACGGCAAGGAAGGACAGGUCACUCUGUUGGCAGAAAGGGCUUUUCCAUGCACCAGUGAACAAGCCCAGGUUUUGGACCAAGAGCGCGAUGCCAUUGGGCACUGGUCAGAGGGAACCCAGAUCCACACGGUUUCGAAGAAGCGGCCAGCGGACGACUUGGUGACUCCAACACCGUUGAAGAGAAUGUCGGGCGCAUGGGCUGCUCCUUGA